CAGCUGCACGAGUGAAGAGGAGCCGGUCUGCCAGCGCCACGGAGGGGCCCCGCAUCCGCUGCGCUCAGACGCGAGUCCUCACUGGCAUGGACACCGGAGGAGAGCACUGACAUCCAGGAACCAUGCCUACUGUCCUCGGUGGCAAAGGGAAACUUUCCACGGUCUGUUUUCUACUCCGAUGCGCAUAUUCUCAGGUAACAAGAAGCCAACACAAUAGCUGUGCCAAAGAUAUUCUAGAGGACAUGACUCAGUCCUGGCCAUCCCAGCAAGCAUUAGGGGGUGACCAGGCCCAACGAAUCCUCUACAACUCUAAGGAAGCAAAACUACAGAGUGCACAACACAGACAAAGUCGGGGGGAUGUUCAGCUGCGAAUGACCCGUCACCCUCACGUGGCACCUCACAAAUCCAUGCUGGCUGAUGACCUGAAACUAAGCAGUGAUGAUGACGACAUUCAAAGGGCAACUCAUGAGUCAGCUUCCUGGGAUGGACACAGUCUGUCAGCACAGCGAGCGCACACACAUGGCAGGCGGGUGAGACAUUCCAGCUCGGACUCUUCAGGCUCAGACUGCUCUGCUGAGUCGGGCAGCAGUAGCCUUCACUCCCGGAGCCCCAGCCGGAGCCCAGAAGUUCACCCAGAUCCUCUGUCGCCUGCCAACACGCAGCCGCCGCGCAACAGCAAGGAGACUGAUCAACCCUCUGCUGCCUGGCAGUUGGAUAAAUGGCUGAAGAAGUCCCGGAAAAAAUCUGCCAGUGAACAGGAUCCAGGGUGCCUUCUCUCUCCUCACACCCAACGAGCCCCAUCUCCAGCCAGAUCCUGGGACAGCAAUCGGGAAUACAGCCCUAGCCAAAGUCCUAUUCCCAGCCCACAGUUCCAUUACAGCCCCAACAACAGCCCCCUACCUAGUCCUGGUUAUAGCUACUGCCCUAGCCCCAGCCCAUUCCCCAGCACCUGCCCAAGUCCCAGCCCUAGCCCGAGGCACAGCCCGAUCCCCAGUCCAGUUCCAAGUGUUUGUCCCAGUCCGCAUGGGAGCCCGAGAGCCAGCCGCAGCCCGAGCCCUAUACCUAGAGACCCUCCAAGAAGCCCCAGUCCCAGCAUACCAGUUCCUUCCAGGGUUCGUCACCACCCCGAGGUUAAGAGUCAGAACCAAACACAACCUAGCCUAACAACCAAUCCCCACAGGACAAAAAAUAGGUCAUGGAUUGCCCCAUUGCCUAACACAGAUGCCAAAACCAAGUCUACAAACAGUACUCAUCUCCAGCCAACUCAUCAGCACAGGCCCAAGACUCGACCCGCACAGGAUCAAGAGCAAAGCCAGAGCAAAUCCAAGGCUUCUGCUGUUUUAAACUUGAACCAGAGUCACAGCCACAAAUCUAGACCCAAGCCCAACUUUCAUCCAAGUUCUAAACAGCUCGCUGAGGCUCCCAAAGCCAAGCACACCCCACAUUUUGAGCAAAUCCAGAGUAACAGAACCAAACACAAACCCAGGCCUCCGUUUCAGUCAAACUCACAACAAAGCCCCACAAGAGCAAAGCACUUAGUUCCCACAAGUCGCGAAACCAACCCCGGUCAUAGUUCUCACUCCCAAUCUACCUCUAAAGCUGCUACUAAUUCUAACACUGGGUUGAACUCUAGAUCAAACCCUAGCCUAAAACCUAGGGCCAAGCCUUGGGAGGCCCCGACUCCUGUACAUGUUAAUCCCACAAAAACAACACCGAAGAAGCCCCAGACCAAGGACCAAGAGGUGGAACACAGAGGAAAUCAUCUGUCCCUAGCAGAGGGGAGAAAACAGGAGAGAAAAGAGGACAGACAUAGGGAAAAACAACAAGGGAAACCGGAAAGAAAGCAAGACAGGAGGCUGGCGGAGGAGCAGCUACUGAGACGUCCCUGGAUCCAUAGUUCGGCAGAAGAAGAGGAGGAGGAAGAGGAGGAAGAGGGUGUGAUAGAGAGGCAGAGGAAGAGAGAGGAGACAGCAAGAGGAGAAAACAGUAGGAGGGAGCUGCAACAUAGACGCGAAUGGCAAACAGUCCAUGCCAAACAGCGACACCGCCUUCAAGACGACUCACACCACCGGGGGAGGACAAAAAAGGCAGGCAGAAGUGAGGAGGAGAGAGAGUUACAGCAAGACCCCUCGCCUUCAUCGUCACGUUCCCCAAGUCCUCGUAGAGCGUCCUCAUCAUCCUCUGCCUCCUCCUCUUCAAAUUCAGAUUCAGAGUCUGAAUGUCAGGCUCCGAUCACCAAAGUUCGAGCAGACUCUACCUCUCACAAGAGACUCACCAAGAGAGGGCAACAAGGCCCGGGCACAACUGACGCCAACAGGCCGAAGGCGGUGCACCCCAGAGGACCCGCCUCAGGUAACCCAAGCGAGGGGCAGCAGAGCGAGGGGAAGCAAAAACUCUACACCCUGGUCCCGUUUGGGCGAGGUGAACAGGCUACAGCGUCUUCCCAGCGAGGGCUCAGAAAUCUGGUGGUGCAGAUAGACCUCUGUCUUCUCAAAAGAGUCCCAGACAGCACUACUAGCCCUGCUGUUAAAAAACCCUCCUCUUCCUCCUCUUCUUCAUCAACCAAGGACAAGCAAAGUGAGGCUAUGAAACACCUGUACGUCCCUGAGACUGUGACAAAAGACAACAAAAGGAAACGCAAGUUGGAGAAUGGUGUUUCAAACAGAGAAAGCAAGAGAAGUAUUCCUUUUACAAAUGAGUCUUCACCUCACACAGCUGAGCACAACUUUGUGACGGAGACCAUGCACAACGGGUACUUGGAGGAGUACUUGGACCGCAAGAGGCCAUUGUCUCCCCUGUCUCCACUGUCCGACAGCCCCGAGUCCACCAAGCCUCCCUGCAAAACAAAGACGGCAGAGCAGCAUCACGUCCACAAGAACAGAGACAAGAAUAGAGAUUCUGCUAUAAAGCCCAAGAUGGAGGUGGAAUGUGUGAAAGUGUCAAGACAGCCCCAACCACCAUCUGAGUCCUGGGGCCCUGCAGGACACAGGGGGACUGUGCCAAACCAUGAAACUCCACACCAUGCUGAGUACUACUUACAUGAAGCCAAAAGAAUAAAGCACCGUGCAGACGCAAUGGUGGACAAGCUGGGGAAGGCUGUAAAUUACAUUGACGCUGCUCUGUCCUUCAUGGAAUGUGGGAAAGCAAUGGAGGAAGGGCCACUAGAGGCAAAGUCCCCGUAUACCAUGUACUCGGAGACUGUGGAGCUUAUUAGGUACGCGAUGAGGCUGAAGAGCCACUCCGGCCCUGGGGCGAGACAGGAAGACAAACAGCUAGCGGUCCUGUGUUUCCGAUGCCUUGCCCUCCUUUACUGGCAAAUGUUUCGUUUAAAGAAGGACCAUGCACUGAAAUACUCCAAAGUUCUGCUCGACUACUUUAAGAGUUCUCCCAAAGUGCCUUCUACACCGCCUGGCUGGAAUGACUCUGGGAAGGGUACAGGAGGACCCCCGUCUUCACUCUCACCCAAUGCCAAACACCUCAGACAGGGUUCACAUGGGGGCAGCACCUUACCCUCUCUCAUCAGCAUCCCCCAACGUAUCCACCAGAUGGCAGCAAACCACCUGAACAUCACCAACAGUGUCCUGUACAGCUAUGAGUACUGGGAGGUGGCAGACAACCUUGCAAAGGAGAAUAAAGAGUUCUUCAACUACUUGAAUACUUUGUCUGGGCCAUUGACUCUCCACAGUAGCAUCGCUCACGCAGUCCAAUACACCAGGCAGGCUCUUCAGUGGAUACGCAUUAGUGCCAAACUUAACUAACACGGAGAGGAUUUACCUUAACCCGCCCACUGGAUCUCCAGGCCUUAUAUUUAGAAGAGACACAACUCUGGAUCUCUAUGCAGCUGACAGGACAGCACCGACCCCUGCUGUGCUGUGUGAAAUGAGUUAGAGCCUGAUCAUCCUCAUAGGAUGUUGGGGUGCUCGCCAUCCAGGUCUUACCGUGUGCAAAAGCCUUCUGACGAGGCUAUCUUUUAACUUCUCACAGAUGAACUACGUGCACCUUCUUCCCUCAUGGCGGGAUUAAUCUGUUGUUGAGUUGUGUGUGCUAUGGAUUUGAAGUCUCUAAUCAUUUGCCAAAAUGUCCCAUGGUGACAGAAACAGGACUUGUUUGUACGCAGAUGUAUGUGCAGUCUCAUGUGUGAAGCCCUUUUUCAUACUUUGCAAUUGAUCAUCAUCCAGCAGACUGUUUCUCUGGGGCCAAAACGGACAACCAAUCACAUACCACUUUCUCCAAAGUAAGAAUCUUGUCUGCAUCUUUUUCUAAAGAAAGUUUUAAUGACUCUUCUUUUUAAAUAUCUGAUAUUUUCACUUGUAUGUUGUUGUUUUUUUUACUGUGCAAUAUUUGAUGGAUUAUUUGUUUUUAGAAAAGAAAAAAAAAAGAAAGAAUACAAGAAAGAAUAAAUGUUGGUCUAGUUGGCAACAUUCAAGGUCCCUUUUAUGAAA
Dicentrarchus labrax (European seabass) is the source of this 4442-nucleotide messenger RNA. It is a transcript of the gene aff3, whose product is annotated as AF4/FMR2 family, member 3. Gene Ontology annotation, biological process: regulation of gene expression. Gene Ontology annotation, cellular component: super elongation complex; nucleus. The transcript is spliced from 19 exons. NCBI's taxonomy places the organism in Eukaryota, Metazoa, Chordata, Actinopteri, Moronidae. The record is from RefSeq and is a predicted model, not a curated record. The coding region runs from base 123 to 3758 and encodes 1211 amino acids.